Aspergillus wentii DTO 134E9 is the source of this 917-nucleotide messenger RNA. RefSeq lists its product as uncharacterized. The transcript is spliced from 2 exons. The record is from RefSeq and is a predicted model, not a curated record. Bases 131 to 565 code for a protein of 144 amino acids. NCBI's taxonomy places the organism in Eukaryota, Fungi, Ascomycota, Eurotiomycetes, Eurotiales, Aspergillaceae.
GACUCUGUGUCUAGGUAUUCUUUAGACAGCCAAUAUACAAAGUACAGUACGGAGCACAGUCAAUAGAUGAAUAACCGACCAUAAUAUCUACCUCCUUCAAGAGGAAUAAUUCCCCACAAACCAACCUAAAAUGACCAAACCCGGCAUCUCAUUCCUCAACGAUAACAAUAACCAUGGCAAAUACCCUCGAGCACCAGCAAACAUCUACUACGCAAUCCCCUACUACCACCACUUCUUCGUCCUAUACGCCUUAAUCGGGUCGUUCGCCUGCGCCUGGUACAGCGACUACCUAUCCUCAACAACAACAGCUCUCCUCUGGACCGCCUACGCCACAUUCAUCCUGGCACUUAUCAUAGCGAAUCCGGAGAUUUGCACCGAGCGGAAGAAGAUAGAUGAGCAGGGCAAGGAGGUCAUUCUGCGGUGUCCGCUUGUUGGGUUUAAAUCGUGUGAGGUGGCGCUGGACUUGGAGGGGAUUAAGAAGGGAUUGUAUGAUGCUGUGAAUGGGAGGGUUGAUACUAGGCUUCAUGAUGGGUAUCGGUAUGGGCGGGCUUUGAUUCGCAUAUAGGUUUGUAGUGGGGGUUUGGUGUGAGGGUGGUGUUGUGAGUUGCUCUUUAAUGGGAUCAUUAGAUCAACUUGAAUAUUUCACGAUGAAAGGCGACAUAAUAGAGUCACCCCGUUCACCCACUUGUGAAGGGAAACAGAUGAUAGAUCCAUGGUGUGCUGGUUUAUCUUCUCAUAAGCUCUUCGGUAACCAGAAGGCAAGAUCGAAUACUCGGCUCGAAGCAGAACAGUCUCAUCAAAACUAAGUAUUAUUUUGAUUCUCGCUUACUCCUCUAGGUCAGCUCCAAGAACACAUUAAGGAAUACGUCUCAAGCAAGUCUUCUGACAGACAUCUCUGCCCUUCGCCGGUCAAUUGA